CACAGCUAAGAAUACCUGCUUGGACCCUGAACGCCAUCGCCCUUACUUCAACCGGUAAAAAUUCAAUUUUCUUGUUCGUCGGGGAGCCACAUUGCGGCCCCCUUUGCAUGCCAGAUUUCUCCAAUCAUGGCCUGCUCAAUCCAGCUGUCCCCCAUGGACGCGUGUCAGAGCUUUUAUCAGAGGUCCGUCCGAUUGAUGAUGAUCGGGGGCCUUGCACUUGCUGUUGAUCAGUUGACGGGAAAGUAGCGGAUUUGACGUGCUUGUCUCACAUGGUUUUACCUCUUUCUCUCUCCAGUGAUGAUCCCUGAGCUCUUGACGACACUCCCUCCCUUGAAACCCUGCCCCUGCUGUAGGAAAACCAUCAUCCAUGAGGUCCGAUAGCUCGUCGACCUCCCCCAUCCCUCCUUGACAAUCGUUUGUCCAUCUUUGCACACUUUCCAAGCUAUCAAUGGCUUAGUUUUUCCUUAAUCGCAAUCUUCAUUCCUUCUAUGAGCGUCACUCCUUCACCAAACUUUAAUAUCUUGUCUGCCCUGUUUGGAACGGGUCUCUUUUUCGCAGGCACACCCGCAUUAUGAUCGCCAAUCGCAAAGGUCGCUCCCUAACAACAACAAUUGUUCUCCUUCUCGGUGCAUAUCUCUUCCUAGUCUGGUUACCACUCAGUCGACUUCAUGCCUGGCAGCAUAAACACCCAAGACCAACUCCUAUACAAAACACUUUAAUCUUGCAAGACACGAUCCAUUUACAUACAGCGACCGAGCGAUACCCCAUCACCUCAUACAUUCGUUUACCAACAUCUCCAUCUUCAAUUCCCAAAAUUCAACAUGACUUUCCACGCGAGUCCAGACCCGAGCGCAAGGCAAGAGUCAAGAAACAAAAGGCUAUAAAGGAGGCUUUCAUGCACUCAUGGAACGGCUAUAAAGAUCAUGCCUGGAUGCGAGAUGAGGUCUCACCCCAGACUGGUGGAUAUCAGGACUCAUUCAGUGGGUGGGGUGCUACCCUUGUGGAUUCACUAGACGCGCUGAUCAUCAUGGGCCUGGAUGAUGAACUCGAUUUGGCCCUGGAGGCUUUGAAUGAGAUUGAUUUCACAACCACCCGCAGCGCCGAAGUGAAUGUCUUUGAGAUUAUUAUCAGAUAUAUGGGUGGCUUCCUAGCUGCUCAUGAUCUGAGCAACGGCAAGCAUCCAAUUCUCCUUAAGAAAGCCGAGGAGCUGGGUGAGAUGAUCUUCAAUGCAUUUGACACGCAUAAUCGCAUGCCCCAGAUGCGCUGGGACUGGUCCAAAUCUGCCCAAGGCGAAGAAAUUGAGCCAUCAGAGCGCACAAGUUUGGCAGAACUGGGCUCUUUGACCGUGGAAUUCACUCGCUUGUCUCAACUAACCGGCAAUCCUAAAUACUAUGAUGCCGUCCAGCGCAUCACAAACGAGCUAGAACGGGGCCAAUCAAAAAGCCGAAUUCCCGGGCUGUGGCCAAUAUACGUGAACGCCAAGGAUCUGAAAUUCGACUGGUCCCAGUUUUCCCUCGGUGGCUCUGCUGAUUCAAUGUAUGAGUAUCUGCCCAAGGAGCAUAUUCUGCUGGGCGCCCAGACGGACCAGUACCGCAAUAUGUACGAGGAUGCUAUCGAGGCGAUCAAGAAGAAGCUUCUUUUCCGUGCGAUGACCAAGGACGAGGACAAACAGAUUCUUUUUACUUCGAAUGUGCGUGGGCUGAAGGGAGGAGCUCUUCACGGCGUGCAGUACGUCCAAGAUCACCUCAAGUGCUUCUUGGGUGGGACUGUUGGCUUAGCAUCGAAGAUUUUCAACCGAACGGAAGAUCUCUCCAUUGCUCGCGGUCUCACUGACGGUUGUAUCUGGGCGUAUGACUCGAUGCCUACGGGAAUCAUGCCCGAAACGCUGGAAGUCAGCCCCUGUAAGGAAAUUGAGAAAUGUCCGUGGGAUGAGGGUAAAUGGUACGAAGACGUUCUCGGUCAACCAAUUCACUCGAGAGAGCAUCUCGAGAGAGCGCAGCAAGAAGUUGAGCUUGAAGGGUUCCCGCCCGGUAUCGUCGGCAUUCCUGAUCCGACAUAUAAGCUUCGACCUGAGGCUGUCGAGUCUAUCUUCAUCAUGUAUCGCAUCACCGGCGACAAAUCGCUUCAAGAUGCGGCGUGGCGUAUGUUCCAAAGCAUUGAUAAGGUGACACGCACCAAAUAUGGUCACUCCGCUAUUGAGGACGUGCGCAAUCCUCUGCCGAAGAUGAGCGAUAAAAUGGAAAGCUUUUGGCUUGCUGAGACGCUCAAGUAUCUGUACCUGAUCUUUUCUGAGCCUAGCCUUGUCAGCUUGGAUGAGUACGUUCUGAGUACCGAGGCACAUCCGUUUAAGCGACCAUCUUGAACGGCACAUAGAAAAUUCUGCUUUCGUUUCUUUCAUUGCUCGUGCCUUUAGCGUUUGGGUAGGCUGUGGUGCGGAAUCUUUCAUGGAUCGGCGUUGACAUCUUUCCCAAAACCUUCAUUCAAAUUUUUGCUCAUAUACAUGGAAUGGGUUCUUGCAUGGCAAACUGUAAAAUCAUUGGAGUUUCGUUUUUUAUUAGCUAACAGAACCUUGCCGUUGGUGGCUAAUUAUGCGCCCGUCACGCUAGCUCAGUUAUUGUGUUUCAAUAUAUAUUUGAGGCAUGGUCAGUCCCUGUACAGGUAUCUGCCACUACAAUUUUAGCACAGGAAGGUCCCAGUGCUGACCAA
Molecule: messenger RNA, 2706 nt
Organism: Penicillium brasilianum
Lineage: Eukaryota; Fungi; Ascomycota; Eurotiomycetes; Eurotiales; Aspergillaceae
Source: the annotation of a GenBank genome assembly